This is a messenger RNA of Anopheles funestus (African malaria mosquito), 1671 nucleotides long. Its product is annotated as nitric oxide synthase-interacting protein homolog. The transcript is spliced from 5 exons. The record is from RefSeq and is a predicted model, not a curated record. Bases 63 to 944 code for a protein of 293 amino acids. Gene Ontology annotation, molecular function: ubiquitin protein ligase activity. Gene Ontology annotation, cellular component: nucleus. NCBI's taxonomy places the organism in Eukaryota, Metazoa, Arthropoda, Insecta, Diptera, Culicidae.
UAGAUGUAAACAAACAAGCGUUGUUCAUUUUGGUUCGUAAAUUCAGCAGGAAAAACUAAAAUAUGACUCGCCACGCUAGAAAUUGUACUGCCGGGGCAGUUUAUACAUAUCACGAGAAGAAAAAGGAUGCAGCAAACUCCGGUUUCGGUACGACAUCCCGCCGUAUUGGUAAAGAUUCGGUGAAAAGUUUCGACUGUUGUUCCUUAACCUUGCAGCCGUGUCGAAAUCCAGUAAUAACAAAAGAUGGUUAUCUCUUUGAUAAGGAAGCUAUACUUACGUACAUCAUCUCGAAGAAAAACGAGUACAGCCGUAAGAUGAAAGAGUAUGAAAAGCAGGUCAAACAAGACGAGGAGGAAGAGACCGCAAAGGCCAACGCAGAACAGCAAAAGAAGCUGGACAAAUUCAUCUCGACGGAGAAGAAUAUCGUGAGCAAUAAGGCUGCUAUACCAAACGUCGAAAAGCCCAGUACCAGUGGAGCUAUCUCGAACGUGUCACUUGGUAAGCGAAAGGAACUGCCCAGCUUCUGGGUACCGUCCCAAACGCCAGCGGCAAAGAUAUCCCGCAUUGAGAAGCCGGACAGUAAGAUCUACUGUCCCGUUUCGAACAAACCACUAAAAGCGAAGGAUUUGAUUGAGGUAAAGUUUACGCUCGUCAAGGAUCCGGCCGAUAAGAAAUCGCUAAUUGCGAAGGAAAAUCGCUACAUGUGUGCGGUGACACACGAUAUUCUUAACAAUUCGGUUCCGUGUGCCGUGUUGAAACCGACUGGAGACGUCGUUACAAUAGAAUGUGUUGAAAAGAUCAUCAAAAAGGACAUGAUACAUCCCUUAACGAAUGAAAUACUCUCGGAAUCGGACAUUAUUCCUUUACAACGGGGUGGAACUGGUUUUGCAACGACGAAUGAAAAACUAGAAGCCAAAGAGCAAAAACCAUGCCUGCAAGUUUAGAUUAGUGCAAUUUUAUGUAAGAAAACUUAAUCUUUUUUUAAUUAUUUGGAUCUAAAGCUAUAUGUAAGCCCAUCACCUUGAAAGGUUUUAAUUUUUGCUAUUGGUUGGGUCUCUGUAGCAUUUUAAUUACUAUUUGCUGAUAAGGAAAUUCAACUUAAUUCAAUAGAAAUACCAAUCCAGAUUGACCACAAAGGAACAUAAUAAAUAUGAAUAAAGUUCGGCAGUAGAUGUGAGCUAAGUAAUGGCCAUAAUAUUCCUCAAUACGGGCAAAUUGCAGCAAGCAGAGAAAUUGUGAAAUCACCAAGUACAUGCAAAGAUAUCAAGGUCAGUACAUAGUUGCAUCUAGGGCCGGUCAAAUACCUUGACCUCAGUGGACAAGACUGCACUUUCGGAGAAAAGGCCAUAAGAAGGCAUAAGAAGCAAUGCGUCAUACUGUUAUAAGUACCCGUAAAUACCCUCAUUGUAUCACAGCGUGCAGCUGGACGCCGAUAAUUGUCAUCCCAUCCCUUACCAUUCCCUUCCUCGCACAGACGGACGGAAUGUUUGUCAUUUUUAUCUAUCCAUAACCGUUGCUGUAACGGCACACGCGCGAGAGCUAUUGAAGCGAUGGCCUUGCGAGAACGAUCAAAACUGUCCGCGGUGGGCUAGCUGCAUCGAGCUACAUAUGACGUCGCCAGCUUUGUCAGCUCGGUUGUGAAAAUAAACCACUAUCAAAGCAGGAAACGAA